This is a messenger RNA of Formica exsecta, 3774 nucleotides long. Its product is annotated as ribosome biogenesis protein BMS1 homolog. The transcript is spliced from 2 exons. The record is from RefSeq and is a predicted model, not a curated record. Gene Ontology annotation, biological process: ribosome biogenesis; maturation of SSU-rRNA from tricistronic rRNA transcript (SSU-rRNA, 5.8S rRNA, LSU-rRNA); endonucleolytic cleavage of tricistronic rRNA transcript (SSU-rRNA, 5.8S rRNA, LSU-rRNA). Lineage: Eukaryota; Metazoa; Arthropoda; Insecta; Hymenoptera; Formicidae. The coding region runs from base 1 to 3723 and encodes 1240 amino acids. Gene Ontology annotation, cellular component: 90S preribosome; nucleus. Gene Ontology annotation, molecular function: GTP binding; GTPase activity; U3 snoRNA binding.
AUGGACGAUGACACAGUAAAACAUAAGAGUCAUAGAGAUCGCAAUGCGGGCCGCAAGGCAGAAAAGAAAAAGGCUAAAAAGGAACAGGACACAACAUCGGAUAAACCGAAGAAUCCGAAAGCGUUCACAUUUAACUCCGCGAUUAAAGCAGAGAGAAAAUUUAGGCGCAAGCAAGAUCUCGAAACAAAGAAACAGCACAUACCUUUAGUUGAUAGAACACCCUUAGAGCCGCCACCGAUCUUGGUGGCUGUGGUAGGUCCACCGAAAGUGGGAAAAUCUCUGGUUAUUCAAUGUUUAAUUAAGAGUUACGUCAGACAGCCUCUGACCAAUAUUCUUGGUCCGGUCACUGUCGUGUCCGGCAAGAAACGAAGAAUCACAUUCAUGGAAUGCAACAAUGAUGUAAACAGCAUGAUCGAUAUUGCCAAAGUGGCAGACUUGGUGCUUUUGCUGGUGGAUGCCUCCUUUGGAUUUGAAAUGGAAAUAUUUGAAUUUUUAAAUAUAUGUCAGGUGCACGGCAUGCCCAGAAUAAUGGGUGUUCUCACUCACCUGGAUUUGAUAAAGAAUGCGAAACAAAUGAGGAAAACCAAGAAGACACUGAAGCAUCGCUUCUGGACAGAAGUGUAUGCUGGUUCCAAAUUGUUCUACCUGUCUGGAUUGCUGCACGAUGAAUAUCUUCGUACGGAGAUAAAGAAUUUGGCGCGUUUUAUAUCGGUUAUAAAAUUUAGGCCAUUGACUUGGCGCACCACUCAUCCCUAUAUACUUGCUGACAGAAUAGAAGACUUGACAUCGCCAGAAUUAAUUAGAAAGAAUCAAAAAGUUGACAGAACUGUUAGUCUGUACGGGUAUGUCAGAGGAAUUCCUUUGAACAAAGAGACAUCCAUUCAUAUACCAGGUUGUGGGGAUAUGAGAAUCAAGGACGUGAAUUUUCUACCGGAUCCCUGUCCACUUCCAGAACAGAUAAAGAAGCGAGCUUUAGUGGAAAAGGAACGACUAAUUUAUGCCCCGUUUUCCGGCGUCGGCGGUAUAGUUUAUGAUAAGGAUGCAGUGUAUGUGGAAUUGGGCGGAAGCCAUUCUUACAAGGACGAGGAUACAGGAUUAGCGGGCGCUCUGAUGGAUACGCAGGAGACGCUUGAUCAGAAAUUGCAACACAGCGAACUGCAAUUGUUCAGUGAUGCCGCGCCGAUAAAGUCAGAGGACGUGAAUGAAAGCAUGGCUCCCUACUCGGGCGAAUUAGUAAUGGAUAAUGGAAGGAUUCGGCGGAAAGUAAUAUUUAAUGAUGAAGCAGGUGCGGGAUCUGAGAAUGUCCAAGACGAAGAUGACGAUAAUGAUCAGGCGAAACAUGAAAAUGAAGACGAUGACAACGAUGAUGUCGAUGAUGACGAUGAAAUAAGCGAAAAUGAUGAAGAUGACGAUGAAGAUGAAUCCAGUGACGAGGAAAUUUCGGGAAAACCAAAUGGAAAAGCCGUUAAGAGAAAAAGUAAUGAGGAAGGCAAUGUGAGACAGAAGAAAAAGAAGAAAACUUCGAUUAAUGCAACUAUUGAAAAUGACAAUCUCGAUGAAUCUGAAUUAACGGGCGAUCAGAAAAAUGAUUUUAAAAAAAGUACAGAUGUAUAUCAUUCCCUGAGUAAGGAAUCAGACAAACUGAUAAAGAAUAAGAUUUCAGAAGCAUUGAAUUUUCUAGAAUCAACUAAGGAAAAUUCGAAACAGAACAAUGAGGACGAAAGUUUUGAUGAGCUCAGUGAUGAAGACUCGCGCGCGGGAUUAGAGAUGAACGAUCAGGCUAGUGAUUUCGAGGAAAAUGCAUCCGAAGAAAACGGAAAAGACGAUGAAGAAGGAGGAGAAAAAGAUGACAUUGAGAUGGACGAAAGCGAAGAGGAAGUCACGGACGAGUUAAAGUGGAAGAGAAAUUUAGCUAAGAAAGCGAAAGAAGCGUUCGUCAAUCGUCAACAGAAUAAUGUGAAUUUGAUGAAGAUGGUUUACGGCGUAUUUGACAAGAGCGCAAAUGUGACGGAAAAGAAGAAAGAGGAGAAAGAUAAUGAGAAGCCUGACGAUAUAGGCGAGAUAUUCCGAGUGGUUCAAGAACAACAAAAUCAGAAGAUACACGAGCGAGAAUUGCAAAAUCAAGAAGAGUCUGUUUUCUUUUCUACAGAGAGCUCACGCGAUUGGCUGGAAGAGGAGAACAAAGCGCUAAUAAUUAACCAUUUCGUGACGGGUAAAUGGAAGGAAUCGGAGGAUGCCGAGGAGCUUUUGAAGUUGGACGACGAGGAUCUAUACGGUGACUUUGAGGAUCUGGAGACCGGAGAGACGCACAAAGCGGAAGACUCAACUCCUAAGGAGCUAUCGGCGGAAGAGGCGGAAGAAAAGAAAAAGCUUCUGGAGAAGAAGAGAAAACUGAAGGAGCAGUUUAACGCGGAGUACGAUAAUACGGAAAAGAAAACAUACUACGACGAGUUAAAAGCCGAAGUGGAAAGACAAGCAGGUAUCAACAAGUCCGAGUUCGAAGGACUGGAUGACGAUGUCAGAGUCCAGCUGGAAGGUUAUCGUCCCGGCAUGUAUGUACGUUUGGAGCUCGAAGCGGUGCCGUGCGAGUUAAUCACGAAUUUGGAUCCAACGUAUCCAAUAAUCAUCGGCGGCCUGUUGCACGGCGAAGAGAACAUCGGCUACGUGCAGGCGCGAAUCAAGAAGCACCGAUGGUACUCGAAGAUCCUGAAGAGUCGCGAUCCGCUCAUAUUCUCUGUGGGUUGGCGUAGAUUCCAAUCAUUGCCAAUCUACUCGAAACUGGAGGACAAUCUGCGCCAUCGAAUGUUAAAGUACACACCGGAGCAUGUGGCGUGCAUUAGCCAUUUUUGGGGCCCGAUCACUCCGCAAAGUACUGGAAUUUUAGCGAUACAGGACGUCGCGAGUAAGGAACCGGGUUUCCGUAUCGCGGCGACCGGUUCGAUCGUGGAGUUGGACAAGAGCACGCAGGUGGUGAAGAAACUCAAGCUUACCGGCGUACCCAUGAAGAUCUAUCGCAAGACCGCGUUUAUCAAAGAUAUGUUCAAUAGCGCGCUCGAGGUGGCCAAGUUCGAGGGCGCUCGGAUCAAGACAGUCUCGGGUAUUCGCGGUCAGAUCAAGAAGGCGGUUGCUAAACCGGAGGGCUGCUUCCGCGCUACGUUCGAAGACAAAAUCAUGCUAAGCGACAUAGUAUUUUGCAGGACAUGGUAUAAGGUCGACGUGCCGCGUUUCUACAAUUCGGUGACGUCGCUGUUACUCCCGCCUGCGGAGAAGAAUCAGUGGCGAGGAAUGAAGACUACGGGUCAGUUGAAGCGAGAGAGAAACAUUCACGCCGUGGCCAACACGGACUCCAUGUAUACGCCGAUUACACGGGACGUCAAAGUGUUUAAACCGCUGUCCAUUCCGCGCAAGUUGCAAAAGGAACUUCCGUACAGGGAUAAACCUAAGCUCCAAUCCGUACCGCACUUGCGCAAGUCCAAGUUUAAACAAGGCCGAGUUGCCGUAGUACGCGAGCCCAACGAAGAGAACGUCGCGCGUUUAAUGAGGAUGAUCAGGACGAAUUACGCGAAGAAGCAGAAGCAGACAAAGGAGGUCAUGACGAAGAGGAUAACGGCGUACCAGGCGCGAGUAGCGGAGGAAGAAGCCAAAAAGAUGAAGAAGCAAAAGCAGAUGAAGAAGGAGAUAUUUAGGGAUCUCAGUAAACUAGAAAAAAAGAAGAAACGGUGAGAUUCCUAAGGAAGGAUAUGAAUGUAUAUAAUAACGUGUUAAUAAAAAAAA